AUGGAUUUGGACAGACGCCCACUUUCUCUCCUCGACCAGCGUAUAGCUACAGGAAUCCCACAGCAUGUUGGUGGUUUAGACAUUGCGAGCCCCUCACUGGCCAGCGUGGUCUCUGGAUACUGGUGCCAUCGAGGCAUCCCCUCAAUGAAUAGUACUAAAAAACGGGCUUUUAUGCCCAAAGUAAAGACAGGGAUUCGACGUGUUAAAUGUGACGAAGAGAAACCCGCGUGCCGUCGAUGUAGGAGCUCAAAGCGAACGUGUGAUGGCUACAACGACGAAUGCCGUCCUACGCAGAGCAAGAGCGGCAAGCCUAGAUCAACAUACCACACUCCAGCUCCCCGUAUCAGUCCUGACAGCCGUCUGGUUCUCCGUCCGGGCACAAGGGAGGAACGCCAAUAUGCAGAACUCUUCUGCACCCAGACCUCCCAGGCUAUAGCAGGGUUCUUUGCGUCAGAAUUCUGGUGCCGCGUGCUGCCUCGGCUGAGCUUUUGGGAGCCAGCUGUAAGACACGCCAUCAUUGCCAGGAGAGGUAUCUUGGAUGCAGUGGAUAAAGAACUGGUUGAAUUGUUCGUCCGCUUGAACAUCCAGAAGUCGCUCUUUGGUCGCCCGCUGAUGACGCUCAAUACUCCACAAGGAAACCAGGAUUCCUCCUCCUGCAGAGCUUCAUUUUCAACAACUUCAGAAGCAAGAGUAUUGUUAGAUUCACUGACAGAGAGAGCAUUGAAAUUCAUUCGUCUUACGAAGAGCGGACAAGACUGCAGUCUGACGACAACGGAACUCCUAGGAGAACAAACCCACAUCACAACCGCACUAGACAAUUGGUCGCGUCAAUUUGAAAGGCUGACGAGGAGUAAACGCAUCAAACGAUCUGACUCUCGAGGACCUCUUAUAUUGAAAGUGCAAUACCUCGUCGCGCGAAUAUGGCUGAAGACAUGCCUAUCACCGGACGAGAUGGUAUUCGACAACCACAUUUCUGACUUCGAAGAGAUCAUCUCCAUCGCCACCACGUUCAUAAACGAUGAAACGACCAAUCAUCAGAAGAAAGAAUCUAACGACUCCUGCGGUAUCUUCUGUGGGGAGAUGGGAAUCAUAUCACCUCUGUAUUACACGGCGCUCAAAUGCCGCGAGCCCAUAUUGCGGAGAAAAGCGAUUAAUUUAAUUUCCAGCUACCACAGACGAGAAGGAAUGUGGGAUGGAAUAUUAUAUGCGAAGGUUGCGGAGUUUGUUAUGGUGAUGGAAGAAGAGAAGCAAUUAUCGCUUCCGGUUGAAAUGCGGGGUUUACCAGCGAGUACGUGCCGUGUUUACGAAGUACUUAUUCCUGAAGAGGCGACUGGUAAUGGUGUUCGAUUUCUACUGCUAUCGAAGCCGGAUGGGGUUGAUGGAAACUGGUAUUCUGAGACGCGGUCUAUUCUGUGGUAG
Paecilomyces variotii is the source of this 1419-nucleotide messenger RNA. RefSeq lists its product as hypothetical. The transcript has 4 exons. Gene Ontology annotation, biological process: regulation of DNA-templated transcription. The record is from RefSeq and is a predicted model, not a curated record. NCBI's taxonomy places the organism in Eukaryota, Fungi, Ascomycota, Eurotiomycetes, Eurotiales, Thermoascaceae. The coding region runs from base 1 to 1419 and encodes 472 amino acids. Gene Ontology annotation, molecular function: DNA-binding transcription factor activity, RNA polymerase II-specific; zinc ion binding.